GGAUACAACACGGGUUGUUUCUGAUCAGCCUUGUUCAUCCAAAUCUCCUAAAUUGAAGAACAAUAACCCGAGAGGAGGGGGAGGAGAAGGCGAGGCUAGCAGCACAGCGACCGGAAACAAAAAGAGCUCCGGCAAGAGCAGUGUGGGCUGCGGCCCUGGCUUCUGGAGAGAGGGAUGUUUGCAGUCGGAGCUGAUCCAGUUUCACCUGAAUAAAAGCUUAAAGAAAGGAGGAGGAAAGAUGAAGGCGAAGACACCGUCUCCCCCGGAGCCGGUCACGGAAACGGCGGAACCAGAGGAUCUCUCCCCUGAGGCCAUCGUUAACGAGCCCGAACCGGUACCUGAGCCCGACCAGCUAUUUCAGGAGGAGAUAGAGAAACUGGAGGAUGAAAACGAUGAACUAAAGACUGAGAUAGAGGAGAUGAGAGCGGAGAUGGACGAGAUGAGAGACACGUUCUACGAAGAGGACGCCUGUCAGCUGCAGGACAUGCGUCGUGAGCUGGAGCGAGCCAAUAAGAACUGCCGGAUUCUCCAGUAUCGUCUGAGGAAGGCGGAGAGGAAGAGGAUGAGGUUCGCUCAGACCGGAGAGGUAGACGGAGAGCUACUGAGGGCCCUGGAGCAGGACUUGAAGGUAGCGAAGGACGUGUCAGUGCGCCUGCACCAUGAGUUGGAGAAUGUGGAGGAGAAAAGGACGAAGACGGAGGAGGAGAACGAGCAACUAAGGCAAAAGCUGAUAGAGGUGGAGGUGACCAAACAGGCCCUGCAAAACCAACUGGAGAAGGCCAAGGAGCUGUCACUGAAGAGGAGAGGAGGCAGGGAUGUUCAGAAGGAGAAAAGGAUUCCACAGACUCCAAUAGAGGAGGACAACGAGGAUCUGAAAUGCCAGCUAGCCUUCAUCAAGGAGGAAGCCAUUUUAAUGAGGAAAAAAAUGGCUAAAAUUGACAAGGAGAAGGACCGGCUGGAACACGAGCUGCAGAAAUACCGCUCUUUCUACGGGGAUGUGGACAGCCCUGGGCCCAAGGGAGAGGCUGGAGGACCAGCCACCACCCGGGAGUCAGAGCUGAAACUGAGACUGAGACUGGUGGAGGAGGAAGCCAACAUCCUGGGGAGGAAGAUCGUAGAGCUGGAGGUGGAGAAUAGAGGACUGAAGGCUGAACUGGAGGACAUGAGAGACAGGGAUGAGGUGGCAGGAGGCUCGGCUGAGCAUGGCUGCAGCAGGGAGCAGGGAGAGGAACUCAGGGAGCUGAGACAGCAGCUACAGCUGGUGGAGGACGAGGCAGAGCUACUUAGGAGGAACCUACAGGACGCAGAGGAGGACAACAACAAGGUGACGGGGGAGCUGAACAAGCUGAAGUACAAGGAGGGCUCCAGGCACGGCGCCGGGGGUGGAGGGGGUGGCUCCGGGGCGGCUGCAGACCGGGCCAAGGUGGAGGUACUGCAGGAGGAGCUAAAGGCUGCCAGGCUACAGAUCAACGAGCUGAGUGGCAAGGUGAUGCAGAUGCAGUAUGAGAACCGGGUCCUGCUGUCCAACAUGCAGCGCUACGACCUGGCGUCACACCUAGGCAUCAGGGCCAGCCCCCGGGAAAGUGACGCAGAGAGUGACGGAGGAGAUGACGCCUCCACCUCAUCGCGCUUCCCACCUCACCGUAAACGAGAAGGCCCCAUCGGAGGGGAGAGCGACUCGGACGAGGUGCGUAACAUCCGGUGCCUGACCCCAACCCGCACCCUCUACUCCCCCGAGGGCCGUUUCCUCCCCCGCAGCCUGAAGGACCGGCAGCAGAUGGUAGACAUCCGUAUAGAAGCAGAGCGGCUGGGCCGGACCGUCGACAGGCUGAUAGCAGACACCGGCACCAUCAUGGCUGAGGCCCGGGUCUAUAUGGUCUCCAAUGGGGAGCUUUACGAGGAGGAAGGGAGCACCGUCAGGGAGCACGAGUUGUUGUACAGGAUCACCGCUCAGAUGAAGGCCUUCAGGAAGGAGCUGCAGGGUUUUAUAGACAGACUGGAUGUCCCCAAGCCAGAGGACAAAGAGGAGGAGGAACCACUGUCUAUGUUUCAACCCAUCAUUCUGCUCAUCCUCAUCCUCGUCCUGUUCUCUUCACUCUCCUACACCACCAUCUUCAAACUCGUCUUCCUCUUCACUCUCUUCUUCGUCCUGUAACGUCCGUCUCACUUUGACAUAGACACAUAUUUUUGUUUAGUCAUAUUUAUUUUUUAUUUUUUUUAUUUUUUUAUUUUGGAAUAUUCCCAUCUAAGGUCACAAGUGAUACGGGACACUAUUCCACGUUUCAGCAGUUACUAUUUACAAGCUUUCAACACACACUGGAGAAGACCACACACCUCUGGGGCUGAGACACUGGAGAAGACCACACACCUCUGGGGCUGAGACACUGGAGGACACCACACACCUCUGGGG
Messenger RNA from Oncorhynchus kisutch (coho salmon), 2410 nucleotides. Its product is annotated as protein SOGA3-like. The coding region runs from base 239 to 2155 and encodes 638 amino acids. The record is from RefSeq and is a predicted model, not a curated record. The transcript is spliced from 10 exons. NCBI's taxonomy places the organism in Eukaryota, Metazoa, Chordata, Actinopteri, Salmoniformes, Salmonidae. Gene Ontology annotation, biological process: regulation of autophagy.